This is a messenger RNA of Globicephala melas (long-finned pilot whale), 1681 nucleotides long. It is a transcript of the gene POU2F3, whose product is annotated as POU class 2 homeobox 3. Gene Ontology annotation, biological process: regulation of transcription by RNA polymerase II. The record is from RefSeq and is a predicted model, not a curated record. Lineage: Eukaryota; Metazoa; Chordata; Mammalia; Artiodactyla; Delphinidae. Gene Ontology annotation, molecular function: RNA polymerase II cis-regulatory region sequence-specific DNA binding; DNA-binding transcription factor activity, RNA polymerase II-specific. Gene Ontology annotation, cellular component: nucleus.
CUUCCCCGGAGGCCCGGCUGGGACAGCCGCGAGGGGCCUGGGGGGAAGCUGGCUUUGGCCCCGCCUGGGGCAGGAUGGUGAAUCUGGAACCCAUGCACCCAGAUAUCAAGAUGAGUGGGGAUGUAGCAGAUUCUACAGUUGCUCGAAGUGCUCUCAGCCAGGUGGAGACAGGAAAUGAUCGAAACGGCUUAGAUUUCAACAGGCAGAUUAAAACCGAGGACCUCAGUGACUCCCUGCAGCAGACCCUCUCUCAUCGGCCAUGCCACCUGAGUCAAGGACCUGCCAUGAUACCUGGAAACCAAAUGUCUGGGGACAUGGCUUCCCUCCACCCGCUCCAGCAGCUUGUGCUGGUUCCCGGACACCUACAGUCUGUCUCCCAGUUCCUGCUAUCUCAGUCCCAGCCUGGGCAGCAAGGUCUGCAGUCAAAUCUUCUCUCCUUUCCACAGCAGCAAAGCUCUCUCCUCCUCCCACAGACGGGGCUUGGCCUGGCAUCCCAGGCAGUUGGGUGCCCCGGGGUGCCAGGAUCCUCUUUAGAACCGCAUCUGGAAGCAUCCCAGCAUCUCCCAGUCCCCAAGCAUCUCCCCAGCUCUGGAGGAGCCGAUGAGCCCAGUGACCUGGAGGAGCUGGAGAAGUUUGCCAAGACCUUCAAGCAGAGGCGCAUUAAGCUGGGCUUCACACAGGGAGACGUGGGUCUGGCGAUGGGAAAGCUGUAUGGCAACGACUUCAGCCAGACUACCAUCUCCAGAUUUGAGGCUCUAAAUCUGAGCUUCAAGAACAUGUGCAAGCUCAAGCCACUGCUGGAGAAGUGGCUGAAUGAUGCAGAAUCCUCUCCAUCAGACCCCUCCGUGAGCACCCCCAGCUCUUACCCCACCCUCAGUGAAGUGUUCGGGAAGAAGAGGAAGAAGCGGACCAGCAUCGAGACCAGCAUCCGCCUGACUCUGGAGAAGAGAUUUCAAGAUAACCCCAAACCCAGCUCAGAGGAGAUCUCCAUGAUCGCAGAGCAGUUGUCCAUGGAGAAGGAGGUGGUGAGGGUCUGGUUCUGCAACCGCCGUCAAAAGGAGAAGCGAAUCAACUGCCCUGUGGCCACACCCAUCAAAUCACCCACGUACAGUUCCCGGCUGGUGUCUCCCUCUGGGUCUCUGGGGCCCCUCUCUGUCCCUCCUGUCCACAGCACCAUGUCUGGAACAGUAACGUCAUCCUGCCCCUCUGGGAACAACAGCAGGCCUUCGUCUCCUGGCCCAGGACUCCACGCCAGCAGCCCUACUGCAUCUCAAAAUAACUCCAAAGCGGCUGUGAACUCCUCCACCAGUUUUAACUCUUCAGGAUCUUGGUACCGAUGGAAUCAUCCCACCUACCUCCACUGAGACCAAAAAAGUUACUCCUAUGCCACCUGGCCCUGUAUUCCCCACUGGAAGGAAGGGAGUCACGCCUUCUCUGUAUGGACAGAUUACUUUCAGGACAGUAGAAGAGAAUCUCCACUAUCAAUGAACCCAAACUCUUGCCUUGUUCAGGAGCAAGGGCCUCUGGAGAUCCAAACUGCGACCGAACCAUGUGCUGGCUCCCUAGCUCUCUUGAAACGCACAGCCCGCCUAGGAGUUGACCAUUUUUACCUUCCUUGCCUGUGCCCUUCUCCUCUCGUUCCAAAUAUGUCAGAUGGCUUCACUGCGACAGUGGUCUUUCA